Molecule: messenger RNA, 1700 nt
Organism: Bradysia coprophila
Lineage: Eukaryota; Metazoa; Arthropoda; Insecta; Diptera; Sciaridae
Product: retinol dehydrogenase 12-like
Source: RefSeq, a predicted model, not a curated record
UCACAAUUCUAUCGAACUGUUUAAGUUACACAAAUUUUUACGGAGAAUGGAGUUCAUGCAGAAAUUGUGUAAAGUGUUCGAAUUCACGCGAAUGCUGCUAGGCUUAUUCGUUCAUUUUGUCAUAUACAAAUUGGGAAAAAGCAAAAUGCAACGUAACGAAAACGAUAUCAGUGGCAAAUGUGUUGUGGUUACGGGUGGAAGCGGAGGAAUAGGAAAAUGGUGUGUGAAAGAAUUUGCUCAGAGAGGAGCAACGGUUGUGAUUGGUGUUAGAAAUAUGGAAACUGGAAGGAACGUAGUGGAUGAAAUUCAAAAAGAAACAGGAAAUAUGAAUGUGACGAUUCUAAAUUUAGAUCUAUCUGACAUGGAUUCUGUGGAAGAGUUUGCUAGAAAAGUGUCGACGGAUUAUCCAAAAAUAAAAAUUCUUUUAAACAAUGCUGGAAUUGGUGCCUCGAAAAGCGAGAAUGUGAAAACAAAGGAUGGAUUUAACAUUCAUGUUGCCGUUAAUUACCUAAGUCACUUUCUUCUAACAAAUUUGCUGAUGGAUAAUCUGAAAGCUGAAACAAACUCAAGGAUUGUCUCAAUGACGUCCACGUUUGCACUCAUGUCUCAGUUACAGAUCGAUGACUUGAAUAUGGAUAAAUCGAGGUUUGGUCUUCAGAAUUUCAUUCCGUACAGCAAUACAAAAUGUAUGCUUGCCCUUUUCACAAAAGAACUGGGAAAACGAAUCGGCGUCAAUGUCUAUGCCGUUUGUCCAGGUAUCGUAGAUACAGCGAUUUUUGAUGAUGUUCCGUUGCUUGCUAAACUGGUUUUUCGAAUGUCGAGACUAUUUACAACAUCGCCUAAGGAGGCUGCUUCCAACUUCGUUAUGCGAUGUGCCCUCGAAAAAUCUCUAGAAAACGAGAGUGGUGAAACUUAUCGCUUCAGAGGACAUUUUCAUGCAGUGAAAAAGAAACUGGAAACCUACUCCGAAAGCCAUUUGUACGAGACUAGCGCUAGACUUGUAAAUUUGAAGGAAAGAAUGGAAAGAAUACAUUCGCCUUUAGAAACUCAAACGUUGACCUUGUGAGCUAUGAAAUGGAACGUUCCAAGAAAAUGCUGUAGAUUUCAUGUAUGUGGCUACGUUAUCUGUUAUCGAAAGUGACGGCGAAAGUAAAUGAUGAACACUGGCUAUGGAUAAUUAUCUGAUAUUAUAAUAGCAAAAUGUAUGUUAAAAUUAGUGAAGUAAUAGAUUUGGAUUAAAUCUGUUGAAAAUAUAGUAAACAUCAGUGACAUUUAGACAUGAAUUUACUUCAGCGGUUUUUCAGCUGGUCCAAUAACACCAACAAAACUAUUCAUACGUCGUUAUACGGUUUUAUCACCACCACCACGUGCGGGCGUGUAACUAUUUCACUCGAAAAAAGACGUAUAACCUUUGUUUGCAUAGAAGACCAGCUGAAAGAUACUGGAAGCAAAUGCAUGUGUAAAUUUCAUUGACGUCGACUGUCGACUGUAAUGGAUCAAAUGAAGUAACAGAUUCCAAAAUCUUAAUGGUGAUGUACAUGCCAUCCUAACAGAUGUGUGCUAACAACAAUAUCCAAAUAUAUUUUAUUAAAAUUUUGUAGAGCAAAAAUAAAAACGAAAAGUGAAGAGGAAUGAGUGAAAAUUACAGGAGAUGACUAUUAAAAGAGAAUAUCCCACGAUAGUAUCCUGCAGAGAGGUCU